AUGGCUCAGCGGCAGCCUCUGCCGGACUGGAGCUCGAUGCCGAGGGAUCUCCUCCAGUCCAUCGGGAGGCGUCUCGCGUCCGGCCACGACGCAGCGUCCUUCCGGUCCGCGUGCUCGCCGUGGCGCGCCGCCGUGCCGUUCGCGACCUUCGGGCCGCUCCUGCUGCUCCCGUUGGACCCCGACUCGGGCACCGUCAGCUUCUACUGCGUCUCGGAGGAGAAGGCCUUCUCCCUGACGCUCCCCGACGCGCGCGGCAAGGUGCCGUGCGGCUCGUCCUGCGGAUGGCUGGCGCUGAUGGACGAGGCGGCGUCCGUGACGCUGCUGAAUCCCUUCACCGGCGCCCGCGUCGACCUCCCGCCGGCGGACGAACAUGUCGCGGCGGCGAGCUCAUGGGAACGCGUGUCCAAGGUCCGCGGCCGGUGGUUCCUCCGUUCCGGCAACGCGCUUGCAGCCAACGCCAUCAAGCUGGAAGAGAUGAGGGGCGUCUUCUUCCACGAGAUCGUGCUCUCCGCGCCGCCUGACGCCGGCCGCGAGUGCGUGGCCGUGGCCGUGCUCGCGUCCUCCACGGAGGUCGCGUUCUGCCGGGCCGGGGUGGACAGCGCGUGGACGCUGCUCGACACCAAGCUGGAAUGCUCCGUGGCCUCCAUCGUCCACUGCCAAGACAAGUUCCUGGCUAUCGACGUCACUGGAGAAAUCUCAAUCUUCAGCAGCAACGGCGCCGCCGAUGCAACUCCAACCGCAACGCCGUUGCCAUCGCUGUCACCACCUGCUGGGCUCUGCCACCGCAGCUACCUGGAAUCAGACGGUGAGCUGCACAUGGUCGGCGCCAUGGUGAGCACGUUCCAUGAGACGCAGGAGUUCGCCUACAGAAGCAUGAUCUACAAGUGCAACCUCCUUGACCGUGCGCCGGAGUGGACCAGGGUGAAGGACGUCGGUGAUCUGACACUGUUCGUGUCCAAGAAUUUCAGUGAAAGCUUCAGCGGAACAAGUGUGUCCAAGUACAAGAAGAACAUCAUCUACUUCUCGGAGCCGUUGUAUGGGGAUCCAUUCGACUUGGCCCAUCGAUUGGAGAUCGCUGAUGUUGCUGCCAGUGCAUCGAAAGUGAUGAAGCCUUUCAGCGAAAAGAUGCUUGGCUCUGAAGCUCUGGGUUGGAUUCGACCUAAUCUCUGGAAGGGAGGUGCGAUUCGAAAGCACGAGGAAAAAUCACAAGCAGAAGCAGCUCCCAAAGUGACAGACGCGCCUGAACCUGUAGCAGAAGUCAACGCCCGUGCUGUUAAGUUCAAUACUUGA
Molecule: messenger RNA, 1290 nt
Organism: Panicum virgatum (switchgrass)
Lineage: Eukaryota; Viridiplantae; Streptophyta; Magnoliopsida; Poales; Poaceae
Product: F-box protein SKIP23-like
Exons: 2
Coding region: 1-1290 (429 amino acids)
Source: RefSeq, a predicted model, not a curated record